AUGGUAGUCGGCGAAAGUAGAGUCCCAUGGCCAGUGCGGUGGCUGUUGUGCACGGUGUUUAUAACAAGCGUGCACGGAUGCUUUAGCAUAUGGCAAAGAGAAGAAGCGCUUGCUGAUUGGUGUAAGACCAAGAAAACCUCGAAAGUGGAACUUGCCAAGCCUGGUACUUUUCCCCCCUUAUUGCACUAA
Molecule: messenger RNA, 189 nt
Organism: Ascochyta rabiei
Lineage: Eukaryota; Fungi; Ascomycota; Dothideomycetes; Pleosporales; Didymellaceae
Exons: 1
Coding region: 1-189 (62 amino acids)
Source: RefSeq, a predicted model, not a curated record